AUGGCUGCUGCGCGAGCUGAUCAUAAGGCCUUGACGAAAGAGAGAACCGAUCGCCGUGUUGCCCUAGGAGCCGAGGGUAAUGGCAAAAAGGACUUCAUGUGGUCAGAAGCCUCCAAAAACAAUACGGAUAAGGGGGGAAUGUCUGACAUGGAGAUCAAAAUGAACUCCGAGGCUCUGAUAGUAGCUGGGAGUGAGACAACGGCGACUUGCCUCUCAGCAACCGCACACCUCCUCGGCAAGAAUCCUGAGAUCAUGAAAACGGUGCUUGAGGAAGUACGCCCAAGGUACACCUCUGAGGAUCAAAUCACAAUCAAGACGACGACGGAUUUGAUAUACAUGCAAGCAUGUAUUGAAGAGAGCCUACGCAUGUUUCCUCCUGCAGUCGUCUCACCAACUAGAUUGUCUCCGGGAGACUUCGUUGGCGGCUACUAUAUACCUAAGAAUACCAAGGUUCAUCUUCAUCAGCACGCUAGCUACCGCAGCCCAGGAAAUUGGCAUCGUCCUGACGAUUACCGCCCCGAGCGAUUCUUGCCAAAAGACCACCCACUUUAUGACGCAUCGUUUGCAAAAGACAACAAGAAGUCUUUCAACCCAUUUUCUUUUGGUCCAGCCAACUGCAUCGGGAAAAAUCUCGCCUACGCAGAGUUGCGUCUUAUCAUGGCAAGACUGCUGUGGAGGUUCGAUCUGUUACCUCAACCCGGAAGUGAAGCGUGGAUGGAUGGCAUGAGAGCAUACACACUGUGGGACAAGCCACCACUGAUGAUGAAGUUCGCAAACGCGGAACACUAA
Messenger RNA from Parastagonospora nodorum SN15, 789 nucleotides. RefSeq lists its product as hypothetical. The coding region runs from base 1 to 789 and encodes 262 amino acids. The record is from RefSeq and is a predicted model, not a curated record. The transcript has 3 exons. Lineage: Eukaryota; Fungi; Ascomycota; Dothideomycetes; Pleosporales; Phaeosphaeriaceae. Gene Ontology annotation, molecular function: oxidoreductase activity, acting on paired donors, with incorporation or reduction of molecular oxygen; monooxygenase activity; iron ion binding.